AAACAAACCCCGGGGCCCGUCGGACGUGCGCAGGUGCGGAUCUGCGCCGGGUUUGCCCUCAGAUAAACGCCCCCUCUGCACCAGGGGCAAAAUUCGCCUCCGCUCGUCGACAGGACUUGCCCUUCCCCACUCAUCAGCAGUCCAGUUUUGACAGAAAUGAUCGGUUUAGUUCAAGCCAUGGAUUCCCAGUGGAGAUUGAUCCAAAUGCCAGCAUCUUCCAACUUAAGGAGGCAGUUGCUAAGAAACAAAGUAUUCCAAUUGACCAGCUGCGUGUGAUCUUUGUUGGAAAGGAGCUGAGGAAUGAUUCGACACUGCAGGUGCCUGUACAAAAUGUGUACAAAAUGAAGAACUGCGAUCUGGUCCAGCAAAGCACAGUUCAUGUGGUACAGUGCACAUCUCAACCGACUAGACAAGCAGUGGGUGAUUCAAGCUCUAAAUAUCAUGAAAACAAAAUGGUCCACUUACGUCAACUAGACCGCAGCGCAUCUGUGGUUCCAAGACUUUCUACUGAUCUUACUGUUAUGCUGGGGAAUGAAGUCCAAGGUGGUAAUAGACAUCCUGAAAAUGCAGGUUCAAGACGUUACCACAGUUUUUAUGUCUAUUGCAAGACUGUGUGCAAGGCUGUGCAGCCUGGAAAACUCAGAGUCCGUUGCAGUACUUGUCAGCAUGGAACGUUGACUUUAACCAUGGACCCAACAUGUUGGGAAGAUGUUCUGGAAAAAAAUAGGAUGACUGGUGUAUGUCAAGCCAAAGAUUGCGAUGGAAAUGUUGCUGAGUUUUAUUUCAAAUGUGGAAACCAUCCAACCUCCGAGAGCGACGCAUCAGUGAUUUUGAACUUAAUUACUCCCAACAGGCAAAAUGUCCCCUGUAUAACCUGCACUGCGACUGUUGAUCCAGUGUUGGUAUUCCCGUGUGUGGAUCAACAUGUCAUCUGCUUGGAUUGUUUCUACCUAUAUUGCAUGACACGGCUGAAUGACCGGCAGUUUAUUCAUGACCAAGAGGUUGGAUAUUCUCUCCCUUGUGUCGCUGGCUGUCAAGAUUCACUCAUUAAAGAAGCACAUCACUUCAGGAUACUUGGAAACGACCAGUAUGAUCGUUAUCAGCACUAUGGAGCGGAGGAAUGUGUGCUGCAAAUGGGUGGGCUACUUUGCCCAAGACCAGGCUGUGGAGCUGGCCUGCUUCCCGAUGGAGGCCUACGCAGAAUAGAAUGUCUGCCACAGAACGGACUGGGCUGUGGGUUUGUUUUCUGUCGUGAGUGCAAGGAGGAGUUCCACGAGGGUACGUGCUGCGGAAUCCACGAUACAGCCGCUGCUGUGAGCCAGCAGCAUUUUGUUGUCAACGAACAAGUUGCCCAACGAGCGCGUUGGGAAGAGGCUUCAAGGCAAACCAUCAAGGAAACAACCAACCCUUGUCCAAAGUGCCAAGUACCAGUGGAGAAAAACGGAGGCUGCAUGCACAUGAAAUGCCCCAGGACUUCCUGCCAGUUUCAGUGGUGCUGGCUGUGCAGAAAAGAGUGGAAUCGCGACUGCAUGGGUGACCACUGGUUCGAGUAAGCUGCACCGCAAAGGAAGAGGCCAAACGAACACAGAGAUUCAGGAAUCUGCUUAGAUUUCGUCAGAGACCAGAGACAGUUGGAUUUCAGCCCUUUCGUGUGUCGGUAUUCAAGAAUAUUUUCAUUAUUCAGGUAGAGAGCACAGCUUUAAUUUGAGAGUCGUAAAGUUUAAAGGAGAUGUGUGAGGCAAGUCUUUCAUGCAGAGAGUGGUGAGUGUCUGGAACGUGCUGCCAACUGUAGUACUUUUGGUUCCAGUACUAGUUACACUUAGAACAAAGAACAGUGUAGCACAGGAACAGGCCCUUCAACCCUCUAUGUCUAGUUUAGUUUGUAAUUGCAGAUCCACUUUUGAGACCAGCAGCGGAGUGGCGCCUGGCUUAUGCCAAUUUAACCUGCAUGUCUGCCUGCAGAUGGUCUAUAACCAUCAAUUCUCUUGUGUUUGUACAAAUGCCCUUUAAACACUACUUUCAUAUCCACAUCCACCUCUUCUCUGAUUGUGUUCCAGGCACUGACCUUGGAUGCUGCCUGUGUGAAGUUUGCACGUUCUACGUGUGACCGCAUGGGUUUCCUCCCACAUCCCAAAGACAUGCGGGUUUGUAAGUUAAUUGGCCUCAGUAAAAUUGCCCUAAUGUGUAGGGAGUGGAUGAGAAAGAGGGAUAACAUAGAACUAGUGUGAAUGGGUGAUUGAUGGUCAUCGUUGGUGGGCUAACAGGCCUGUUUCCACGCUUUAUCUCUAAACCAAACUAAAUCAACUCUCCAUUGUGACAGGGAUGGGAAGGUGGGAAUGAUCGUUAAUGAGGGAAGGGCAGCAGGCUGCUGUCACCGUGUCAUGCCACUGUGGGCUGGAUGUAAUUGCACCUGACUUUGCCACUGUUGUAAAGUGCUUGUAAUAUGUUGAGAAUAUUGUCAUUCUUGCUCGGUGGUGUCAACUGCUUCUUCAUGCUUCUUAAACGGGUUUCUUAAAUUAACACGCUAUAUUAUCGAACUGGUUUGUUGGUUGAUUAUUGCAAAUAAAUGGUACAUGGAACAACAUUUCAUCAUUUUCCUUUUGAAAUGUUUGGCCCAUUCAUUUCU
Molecule: messenger RNA, 2626 nt
Organism: Leucoraja erinaceus (little skate)
Lineage: Eukaryota; Metazoa; Chordata; Chondrichthyes; Rajiformes; Rajidae
Gene: prkn
Product: parkin RBR E3 ubiquitin protein ligase
Exons: 13
Coding region: 342-1553 (403 amino acids)
Biological process (GO): regulation of mitochondrion organization; regulation of cellular response to oxidative stress; positive regulation of proteasomal ubiquitin-dependent protein catabolic process
Cellular component (GO): cytoplasm; Golgi apparatus; cytosol
Molecular function (GO): ubiquitin conjugating enzyme binding; polyubiquitin modification-dependent protein binding; ubiquitin protein ligase activity
Source: RefSeq, a predicted model, not a curated record